Salmo salar (Atlantic salmon) is the source of this 3391-nucleotide messenger RNA. Lineage: Eukaryota; Metazoa; Chordata; Actinopteri; Salmoniformes; Salmonidae. The record is from RefSeq and is a predicted model, not a curated record.
UGUUCCUAAUGUUUGUACAUUCAGUGAAUGUUAUGGUAGUCACACUACACAGUUAUUUAUAGCAUAUUCAUCCCUGCACAUCUUGGGUAUUUUCCAUUUUGUAUUCAUGCAUGUUGCUGUGAGAUAAAAUGUGUUUGAGUUUCCAUUUCAAUAAAGCUUGACAUCGUCUUUUGCAUGAUGUUGGUUGCUUUGAAUGUUUCCAAGCGACUGUAAUGUGCAUGCUCUCUUCUUAUUGGUGGCAUAUUAAUGUGUUCUCUCCCCAUCUCUUCAGCUGUCCUUCUCACAUCUAUGUUUUCUAACCAGGACCUCACUCCUAAACAUGCCCCUAUGUUUCUAUUGGCCCGGCAUAGUGUAGUUACUGAUAUUUAGUUUCAGAAUGCACACCAUUUCUCUUUACAUAUUUGAAAAUAUAUUUUGGAAAAGACAAGCAGAAACACACGGACACACGCACACACACAUUAAUAAACAUAUAUGCAAGUUGAUUAUUUUGAAAUAGCAUUUUCAUUUGAAUAGCAUGUUAAACAGUUUUACAUUUACUUUAAAACUGACCCCAAUGACAGGUGAAUUAGUAGUUGAUGAGCAGCAGAAGGCUCUCUUUCUGACCCUACAUCAAUAAGAGUGUCUAUCUGCCUUGGUUCCAGCCCUAAAUGACUCCAUGCUGACACUGAACAGAGAUGAUCCCAGAAUCUUUCAUGAGAGUAUCAGACACGCCGGAGGCCCCAACUGGAACAUAGAAGCAUACCACCUGAGGAGGGAGGACACUGACUGGUUUGACAAGCCUGCAGAGAGACAACAUCGGGUAAACGGACAAGCUCUGGACAGGAGACAGAUGAAGUUGAUUCCCUAUGUGUAUCCUCACACCCGGAUCAAAGUACAGAGAGACCCCAAGGACAGCAGCGUUUCAGGGAAUGGCCUGGGGAUUCGUGUGGUGGGAGGGAAAGAGAUUCCUGGGAGUCGUGGUGAGAUAGGAGCUUACAUUGCCAAGGUUACGCUCGGGGGAGUGGCUGAACAAACAGGGAAAGUGGUGGAAGGAAUGCAGGUGUUGGAGUGGAACGGGGUUCCUCUGAUGGGGAAGACCUACGAGGAGGUGCAGUGCAUUAUGAGUCAGCCGUGUGCAGAGGCGGAGUUCUGUGUCAGACUUGAUCUGAACAUGCUGUCUGACCCUGAUCACCCCCAGGCCCUGGAGAACCACGCCCAGCUGAAGCCUGGUGACAGGCAGCGUUCUCCAGGAGUGGAUCCUAAGCAGCUGGCUGCGGAGCUGCAGAAGGUGUCCCAACAACAGGCCCCUGGGAUGGGGUUGGGUGUGGGGGGGCCAGUAGGGGUCCUUUCUGCCCUGGACCGCUCAGCUCUGUUACACUCAGGCAAUGCAUCGGCCAGCUCUAGUGCCGUCCCCAGCCCCGGCCAGCCUGCCUCCCCAGCCAUCAACAAGAAACAACGCCACAGCACCAAGUCGACAGCAGACGUGCAACUGCUGAAGCCUCAGCCUCGUCCUGUAACAGGGGAAAUACAGCUCCAGAUCCACUACGACAGGAACCUGGGGAACCUGAUAGUGCAUGUCCUCCAGGCCAGGAACCUUGCUCAGAGAGACCCCAAAGAAUACUCUGACCCCUUUGUCAAGGUCUACCUCCUACCAGGGAGAGGACAAGUCAUGGUAGUCCAGAACGCAAGUGCUGAGAACAAGAGGAGAACCAAGUACGUCCAGAGGAGUCUGAACCCAGAGUGGAACCAGACAGUCAUCUACAAGAACAUACACCUGGAACAGCUAAAGAAAAAGACUCUGGAGGUGACAGUGUGGGAUUAUGACAGAUCUUCCUCCAAUGACUUCCUGGGAGAAGUGUUGAUAGACCUGUCUAACACGUCCCAGCUGGACAACACUCCUCGCUGGCUGCCUCUGAAGGAGCAGAGUGAGAGCAUCGAGCACAGCAGAACCCACCACACCGCCCAGGGGCCUGGGGGGCCAGGAGCAGGGAUAGGGCCAGGACAGGGGUCCGUAGCAGGGCAAGAACCAGGACAGGGCAUGGGGCCAGGGAUGGGCCAAGGACAGGGGCAGGGACAGAUGGGGGAGUGCCAUGAGUCUCCUAAGAACUCUGUGAUAAAGAGCAGGAGCCACGGGAUCUUCCCUGACCCAGCAAAAGACAUGCAGAUGGUGACUCUAGAGAAAUCCCACAGUAGUCCAGGCAGCUCUAAGUCGUCUUCAGACGGCCAGCUUCGUUCUCACGGUCCAUCCCGCAGCCAGAGCAAGAGCAGCGUCACGCAAGCCCACCUGGAGGAUGCUGGGAUAGCUAUAGCUGCCGCCGAGGCCGCCGUGCAACAGUCCCGCCUCCAACCAAGUAAUCCCCGCCCCUUCCUGUGACACACUUCCUCUCAGCUCUGCCACGCAUGCUAGCUCAUCAUCUCUCCGUUUAUCUAUCCUCUUGUUCUAUCACUCCUUCUUUUCUCUUCUUUUCCUCUCCCUUCUGUUCUGGCCUUCUGAUUGGUUCUUCUAAGCAAUUAGAUGGUUCCUCUAAGCAGUCAGUUCUAUUCUGUUGGGUUUUCUUGUUUGCUCUAGUGGUGUAUCACCCACUGAUCUAGUCAGAGUCCAUCACUAAAACAUUGCAUGGCAGAUCUUAUAGUAGACCCUGGCCUGUGGAGAAAACAUCUCAAUAUAAAAUCUAUAUUAAAAAUGAAUUUAUAAACUGCUGUUCUCACACUAAACACUCAAAAUGUGUAUGGUCCUCCGUUUCUCUGACGUUACUGUGACAUCUGCAGGGUUGGGGAAAGUAGGGCACAGCACCGUUUGGGCUCAGCGUGAGCAGAUUUCCAUCAUACACACAUCAGACACUCACAAUAGCCCAGAGUAUGAACAGUAACACACAGGACAGAGACGAAACAGCCACAGUUCACCAAAGCAAUUCUCUACUUCCCAGUCUAAAUAGAGUGAGGAUAUACAUGUCUCUCUCCAACAUCUACUGUCUCCCAGUGUGAUCCCCUAUCCAUCCUCCAGGUCUAGAAACCAUGAUAGAGCUUGACCCCCAGGUUGUGACAUGCAGUCCCCCUCGGUGUUGGUUCGGGUGUCUGGUUCACUCCCCUAACUGCCCUUUCAUUGGAAAAGGUCAAGCCCCUGUAGGUGUGUGUGAGGAAGUGUGAGUGUGUGUGCAUAUGUGUGUGACCCCUGACCCCUAAGUGUGUCCAAUGUAAUGAUACAAACACCCUGAGAUGUACAGUAGCCCUUCCUCCCUUCCCACCCCCGACGUGAUGAGUUUAUAAACGCCACCUGGCACUGACCAGACACACCAGGAAAUACAGACACAGCAGCAUGAGGGACAAAGGGCAACAGGAAACUGACUCUACACUCACCGGCCAAUGAGAGUACAGAAAGGAGUCUGACCUUCCGGGGAACAGCAGUGUCUGG